AUGUCUCUGAAAAUAAAAAUAAAGUAUUUUCUUUUGGUCUGUAUCACUUGUGCCCUUUUGCAGAUGAGAGAGAGAGAGAGAGUAACAGAGAGAUAUAACGAACUUCAUGUACACUUCGGACAUUUUUUUUGUGCAAUAAAUGUUGAACUUUUGAAAAAAUAUUACUCUUGGUAUAUCACUCGAUAGUCAUGUGGCAUCAAAAAGAGAUUCUAUUUUCAUGACAAUGGAAAAGUUUGUUGCUUAAUCAGCAAUGAAGUUUGUUUGAGUGCCAGAUAUGACUGUCGAAGAUGGUUUUUUGUUUAUUUACAAUAUUUACACAUAGUUCUUCCUUUUAUUACUGAUAUCUGUCUAUUCCUCGAGACGAAUUCAAAGUAACAGUCCACUACGCGUGUUCUUAGACUACAUUAUUGAUAUGUGAAUAAUUUUUGAAACUGACCCAAUUUGUUCAUGUGUUUUUACGCGUUAUCAUACAUGUUUUUCACACAUAUAUAGUGUAUAUUUAACUUAGAAAAUUUCAUACAUGAAGAGGAUAUUAGUAAUCAUAUAAUAGAUAGUAGCUUGUUAUGCAUUUCAUUUAAGUAAUUUUUUUUGAAAAUUAUUCUUUACAGGCCUGUUAGUUGAUUUCAAUUUUAACAUAAUAUAUUUAGGAUUCAUUGAGGAUGCAUGUGUAGAUAUACAGAUACAUAAUUUAUUUAGCAGAUGGUACUAUAAAAAGAGAAAUAUUUAUAAUAUUCUUUGCUUGUUCAUACAUUGUGUAUAUACUUAAACAUGUACAUAUAUAUUGCAUGUGUAGUAUUUAUUUAAUAAACAAAAUGACAAAUCAGUAAUAAAUGUAAGCUAUUAUAUGCUUUAACUUCAAUUUCUAACGAUCAUAUUUUGAUGUCAUAUCAUAAUAAUGUCCGUAAGGUGUACCAUAUGUUUGAGAUUUUCAUAUUCUAUCUUUUUUCACUUUGAAUAUAUUGCAUUUGUACAAGGAUAGAACUUCAAUAAAGUUAAUAAAGCUUAAUGUGUAAUCAAUCUUUCAUCAUACUAUAUUACUAUUUUAUUAUCUAAUAUUUAUCUAAUAUUUUAUACAUGUGCCUACAUGAAAUAAUAAAUGCAAAAUGUGUAUUAUACGUCUUAUGAUGUUGUGGUACUUGUUUCAUUCAGAAAAUUCUCAUUGUCAGCAUUUGCAAAUAAAGAAUCACUCUAUAAGUAUGUAACAGCGUAUUGUUUGAAUAUAACACUUGUUUUUUGGGUGGGUAGUUUCAGUCCAACGGAUCACAAAUUGGCAACAUGCAGUGAUGAUGGAACAGUCAGAAUUUGGGACUUUCUUCGAUGUCAUGAAGAACGAAUUCUCAGGGGUACAUUAUCUAUUAUAUAACAUUGGAAAAGUAUUUUUAUUUAUUUUUUAUUUAUUACUCAUAGCUUCAGCAAGUAACUAAUGCAUCACUAUUGGUACCAAAUUGUAAUAAAUUUGAAAUUCAUCUAAUUAUUGUUUAGGUCAUGGAGCUGAUGUGAAGUGUGUACACUGGCAUCCACAAAAAAGUCUAGUCAUCUCUGGAAGCAAAGACAAUCAGCAACCAGUAAAAUUAUGGGAUCCAAAAACUGGUCAGUCUCUUGCAACGUUACAUGCACAUAAGUCGACAGUUAUGGAUGUUAAAUGGAACGAAAAUGGAAAUUGGCUAGUAACCGCAUCACGGGACCAUUUGCUCAAAUUGUUCGAUCUUCGAAAUUUAAGUCAAGAAGUUCAAACAUUUCGUGGUCACAAAAAAGAAGCUUCCAGCGUCGCAUGGCAUCCAAGCCACGAGGGUCUAUUUUGUAGCGGUGGUAGUGACGGAGCUAUUUUAUUCUGGCACGUUGGAGCUGACAAGGAAGUGGGUGCAAUCGAACAAGCUCACGACAGUAUAGUCUGGACAUUAGCUUGGCAUCCGUUGGGACAUAUUUUGUGUUCCGGUAGCAAUGAUCACACUUCAAAGUUUUGGACGCGGAACAGACCUGGUGAUUUAAUGAGGGACAAGUAUAAUCUCAACACUUUGCCAGCAGGAUCGGCUGGUGUCGAUGACCAUGAAAUUGCUGAUGAAGCAGCUGUAAUACCUGGCAUGGGACCAGAAGACAGAAUCAAUGCCGAUGGCGAACCAGAAGAUAAAAGCGGUGGUAUUCCUGGUUUGGACUUGGAUCAUGCAGUCGAUGAAGGAAAGAAAUUUGCUAAUAAGAAAGUGCCGUAUAGCAAACCGAUCCCAAGGAAUUUCCAAGCUCAAUGGAACGAGAUGGAGGCUGAAGAUAUGGAGCAGGUAGAAGCUUUAAAUGCAUUUGUGAAUCAAUUGAUUGAAACCACGCCAGGAGCAGUACCGUUGAAUGAAGUGACGCCUAAUGGUAUUAUACUAUACGGAAAAAUGAUUCCUGUCGAACCUGGCUCGAAGUUAGCAGAAGCAAUCGGCAAAGGGAACGACGCCAUAAAUAAACUAGUGUUCUCUGGAGAAAUAGAGGAGUUGCGCGACGUUGUGGGCCCACCGGAUAACAUGGACGAUUCUGAAGAAUAUUUGCAAGACGACGGCGAGAUCGAUUAUUCCAAAGUUCCCGAUAUCGAGCUUCCUCCGCCUUUGCCCAGUUCUAAGUUUGCACAGAAUCCCGAACUGCUGAAAGCGCUGAAUCGUGGUGGGAAGCGAAAAUUUGAUCAACUGAUCGGCUGGAGCGACGGUGGAGCCAGUGAUCGAACGUCGAAGAUUCACCAACCGGUCUUUGGCGGAGUGAUGACGGAGGACUCGCAAUCGAGCGACACCGACUUGAGGUAUACCGGAACGAAAUCGAAUCAAAACUCCAACGAGAGCAACUCUUUUCACAGUGGACACGACGAAGAUCUCAGGAAGCUUCCUCAUGGUGAAAACACCCGAAACGCGAAUCGCGACGAGGACUUGCGGUUUAACAUAUCCAGCGGACCGGGAAGGCCUAGUUCGCGUUCCGAUUACGACGUAAGAAGCAGUUACGCGGAUAAGGAUUUUAGAAGUUCGCACGGAUUUUCCUUGAAGAAGCCUUUGGACAACGACAUUUACGAGGACCGGGAUCGGGAUGGUAACUCGCGGUGGGACGACGAGAAGUCGAUGAACGAUGGCUCCAGAAAAGGAGACAGUGGUUUCUCAGGGAACUUUGACAAACGCGACAACAUGCCAUUGGGCAUAGUCUCCGGCAUAAGUAACAGCAUACCUCAUUUAGGCAACAGCAUAUCCCACAUGUCGAGCCACCACAAUAUGCAGAAUAUUAAUCCCAACAUGACCCCCCCGAUCCCAAGUUUAGUGCCACAUCCAAACAUGUCUCAGCAUCCUAUGCAGAAUAAACCGUUACAUCCUGGUAUGCAAGGAAUUGACGCUCCCAUGCAUAUGAUGCACCAUCCUAACAUGCAUCCCGGCUUUGGCCCUAACGGACCGCCACCUGGCAACUUCGGCCCUAACUUUAGACCGCCGAAUGGCAAUUUCGGGCCGAAUCAACAUUUCAGACCGAGCCCGUUGCCACCGUUCGGGCCAAACCAAGGACCAUUCGGUAACAACUUUCAAGGUCUGCCGAAUUUUCGCGGGCCAAAUUCCGGUCCGCCGAACUUCGAUCGGCCGGGUUUCGGGCCUGGUUUCCGUGGUCAAAACCCCGGCCAGAAUCCGCCGAAUAACUUCAAUUCGAACUUUGGUAAUUUCGGGAAUAAACUUGGUCCUAAUCGCGGUAUGAACCGAGGCCCCAACGACAAUAACAUGGGAAGAAUGGGAAGAAGCGGGUAUAACAACCGCGGCAGGGGACGUGACGGCGAUCAACCACGAGGGAUUCGAGGAAGAGAUAAUUAUUAAGAAGUAAUUAUCAUCGGAACGAAAAUGUUUGUAUGUUAUGUGUACGUUAUAACAUACUGCCGUUCGUCCAUGCCAGUUUUACCCGUGCUGGAUUGUACAGUUGAUCGAUAACAAAUUCCACGUAGGACGGGGUGGUAUUCUGUGAAAGCAUUGCGAGUGUAAAAUAACGAUCCGGACGUGUCGGAAAUCAUGUGUUGCGAGCCAUUUUAUACUCAGCCAGUUAGAAGGAGAACAUUCGAAUCUAGCGUGCUUGGAUGAAAGUAUAUUUUCUUUUUUCCGAUGGGAGUUUAUUUGGUGAGAGAACAACGUUCUCUUCUCCUCCUUCAUCCCCACUCCUCAUCCAUCCCCUCUCCCCUCUCUCCCUGCAGAAAAAGUGACUGAUUAUCGAUACUACAAAUGGCUAGAUUUCUAAAUAAUGCGAAUGAAUUCGUGUCGGAUGCAAUUGCGACCUCUCUUAUCCUCGGCUUGUGAUACGCGUAUAGUAUUCAAGCGUGGCGAAUCUGCGUGAAAGUCGCGGAAAUUGUAAUAUAUAAAAUAUAAUCAAUAAUACACCGAUGUAAUUCCGAUUUGAAAGGGAAGGUAGAAAAAGAAAGAAAAAAAAAAGA
Molecule: messenger RNA, 4414 nt
Organism: Heterotrigona itama
Lineage: Eukaryota; Metazoa; Arthropoda; Insecta; Hymenoptera; Apidae
Source: the annotation of a GenBank genome assembly